Molecule: messenger RNA, 3651 nt
Organism: Trichomycterus rosablanca
Lineage: Eukaryota; Metazoa; Chordata; Actinopteri; Siluriformes; Trichomycteridae
Product: lisH domain-containing protein ARMC9
Exons: 26
Coding region: 109-2442 (777 amino acids)
Biological process (GO): cilium assembly
Cellular component (GO): ciliary basal body; ciliary tip; centriole
Molecular function (GO): protein binding
Source: RefSeq, a predicted model, not a curated record
ACAUUUAUUAUAAAUAUUUGUAAAGUAUGUAAUUAUAUUAAAGGAAGUGAAAUGUGUAGCGGCGUGUUUAUUACUGAAGAGCAGCUUAUGUAACUAAGGGUUGCAGUGAUGGGUGACGUCAUGGCGAAUGAAGCAGAUCUUCUCCUGAUGAUCAGAGAGUACCUGAAGUUCUGUGAGCUGGAGGACACAGUGAAGAUCUUUGAGAAGGAGUGCAAGAGCAAAGGAAAACCUGUCCCAAAAAUUCUGAGCAGCUCACCUCAAGAUUCCAAAACCCUCAUCAUUCAAAAGGAUCUGCUCAGCUCCUUCGAUAACGGAGACAUGAAGCUCUUCUUUGAGCUGUGGACUAAAAACGUCCCCGCACAUGUUUGUGACAGUGACCCUGUGGUCCAGAAACUCGAGUUCUACCUGUACAUCCACUUCAGCAUCUACCCACUGAAGAAUGGGAAACAGAAUCAAUCUGAUUUCGAUGAGCGGAUUAGACACUUUAAAAACUUCCUGGAGACGAGAGGAGCAGCGAUGAGCCAAACCACCGAGUUCCUGCCCUUUUACGCUCUUCCCUUUGUGCCAAAUCCUGCAGCACAUCCAUCCUUCAAGGAUCUCUUCCAGGACUCUUGGACUCCAGAUUUGAGGAACAAACUUGAGAAGCUUUUGGUUUCUACACUGAAAGCCGGGAAGACGCCGAGGCUGCUGGAUCUAUACUAUGAGAGCACUAAAGACAGCGUGCAGCAGCUCCGCUCUGAGCUUCUGGAGAUGGAGCAGAAGCUCUCAGUGUCCAUGAGGAGGUUCAGUAAGAUCCAGGCUGAUUAUCACAGUCUGAUCGGAGUGACGGCCGAGCUGGUGGAUUCAUUGGAGGCUUCGGUCCGGGGCAAAAUGAUUUCCCCUGAAUACCUGCAGGGUGUGUGUGUGCGCCUCUUUAGCACCCAGAUGAGCCAGAACAUUGCUCAGAGCAUCGACUUCACCCGGCCUGGGACUGGAUAUUACUCUAUGACUCCUUAUGAUGAUGGAUAUGCUUCCUCCAUGCUGCGAGCCUCCAUUUCAGCACAAAGGAGUAAAGACGUUCCACUGCUUCCAUCACUCAACUAUGAGAAGCUGAAGAGAGAUCUGAUGAGUGGAUCAGACCGACUGAAGGCUUUACUGUUGCAGGCUCUGCGCUGGAGACUGACGCGCUCACUGCAGGGCGAACAGAGAGACACGAUCCUACAAGCUUUCAUUACUAACGACCUGCUCAACUGCCGCACAACCAAACAGAAAUCUGCUCUUCAUCUACUCAGAUCCAAGAACGAGGUGGUGAGGGAGUACACGGCUCGUCUCAUCAAUGCCUUCGCCUCUCUGUCUGAAGGGCGUGGUUACCUGUCUCAGAGUUUCUCUCUGCUGAAGCUGUUGGUGGAGUCUCUGAAAUCAGAGGAGAAAGAUUCAGUGAGCAGAGAGAAUGUGCUGGGAGCUCUGCAGAAACUCAGCCUCAGACGUGUCCAUCAGUCGUCUCUAAUCAGGUUGGGUUUGAUCGGAUGGCUGGUUGAUGAGCUGCAGGACUCGGACUGUUUAUCAGAUUACACACUGGAGUACGCUGUCGCUCUGCUCAUGAACCUCUGCCUGCGCACACAAGGAAAGAGAAAAUGUACCGAAAAAGCCAAACAUGUGCUGAAAGUUCUGACCGACCUGCUGGGACACGAAAAUCAUGAGAUCCGGCCUUAUGUAAACGGCGCUCUCUACAGCAUCCUGAGUGUCCCAUCAUUACGUAAAGAAGCUAAAGAAAUGAGUUUGGAUGAAAUUCUGAGCUGCUACAUUAAAGAUGAAAAUCCGGAUCUGAACCGACAGAUCGAGUUUAUAAUGAAGCAGCUGAACUCGAAGGAGGAAGAGGAGGAGCCCAGCACUGAGCUGGAAUCAGGUGAUGAAGAGGAGGAGGAAGAUGAAGAGGAGGACGUGAUGGAAGCUGAUCUGGAUAAAGAAGAACUUCUUCAGUCGCAGCCUCCAGAGCUGUGUGGAGAAACUUUACUCACCACUGAGUAUUUAGGAAUCAUGACCAACAUGGUAAAAAUGAAGAAAUGGAAUGUACAAGCUUCACAGAGCACUGAUGAACCUCUCAGAAGACCCGUAACCCCCAACACACAGAGAACACACCCCACAGUCGGAGAUUCUUCAUUCAACUCUCGGCCGAGUACCAGCAACUCCAUCCACCGUCCACAGGUUGCAGAUUGGGAUUGUUGGCGCUUGUCUCAGGAAUCGUUUGGACCGGACGCUAGCAGCCGCUCACAGAGUGUGAUUGGUGGUUUUGUGAGCCAUCCCAUGAUUCCACGCUCCCCCAGUGAUGAGACAGAAAGUGGUGGCCUGCCGAAGCCCCGCCCACUCGGUCCACACUUCUCCCACAGUGAACCUCAACAGAGCAUCAGUAGACCGAACAGCACAACACACACAUCAUACAGUCUUCAGCACAACAGGAAGUGAACAGAAGAUUAAGUGAUGAAUCUCCAGCUUCCUGUAACCUUAUCCCUCCAACUUCUCAGAUUUAGAAGGACGAGUGUAGCAGAAACAAAGCAAGUAAUUGUGCCCUCUGAACUCGCCCGCCCUGGAGACGCUGCUGUGUAACCUGAAACAUCACGGAGCUCUAGCUACCCUGCACCGGCCUUCAUCCAUCUUCACCCACCCUGCACCCACCUAAAUCCAGAAAAUACAGGAGGUGUCCACAUACUUUUGUUGAUGUUGUGUGUUUAGGUAAUGUGUGUAUGUAAAGUUUUGAUAUAAAUAUGUCAUGCUACAGAUAUUGGUUGUGUGUUUAGAACAGAUUUAUUUGUAAAUAAUGUGGGGUUUUUUCGUGAUUUAUGAUCACAGUAACAAUGUCUCUAUAAUGAACUGGACUUUUUAUUCCAUUCCUCGUGGCAGAUCAUCACAAACUCUGUCAGAUUGGAUAGCGAGCAUCCUCAGAUUUCUCCACAGAUGUUUGAUCAGGUUAAAGUCAGAUCUCUGGCGCCGUUCAGAGCUCAGAUCAUUUCCCUAAAGACACUCCAGUGUUGCUUUAACUGUUCAAAGAUGAGCUGUCACUCUAUGUUCCUUUAUUUGGUGGCAUUCAUCCAUCCCUUAAUUCUUACUAGUUCACUUACCAGUGUCCUUGUCCCUGCUGCUGAGAAGCCAUCAUCACCAUAUUUCACUGUAGAAAAGUAUCAGCCAGGUGAUUGUGAGUGCACUGCGUGUGAUUUUGUGAGACGGGGUGCUUGUUUUUCUACCCAAAGAAUCAGACCCGACUCUGACCCCUGAUCUCGGCAUUGGUACAGUUUCAUGGUGGGGUUCCACAGAGAGUUCCUCGGACUCGGAUGGUUUGAUUUUGUCCUGUUAAUGCAGUGCAAAUUGUGGGUCCUUAAAGACCCUGGCGUGCCUUUCCAAACUAUGUCCAAUCAAUUCAGAUUACAACAGUCCCCCUGAGUUUGAUGAUCUCAGCGAUGAGUAAAACAACAGGAUGCACCUGACAGCAAGUAAGAGUCUCACAGCAAAGGGUCUGAAUACUUCACUGUAGAAAUAGGUUUGUGUAUAUAAGGUGUGUGUGUGUGUGUGUGUGUGUGUGUGUGUGUGUGUUUACUUAAGUUUAUGUAAGAGAUGAUCAGACUGGUUCUGUAUCUGUAAAACAUGCUUUUAAUGACAGUAAAGAUUUUUCUUCUGUAC